AUGGGGAGCUGCUGCAGUUGUCUGUGCAGAGACAGCAUCCCAGACAACCAUCCCACCAAAUUUAAGGUAACGAACGUGGACGAUGAAGGUAACGAGCUGGGAUCUGGGAUUAUGGAGCUGACACAGACGGAGCUCAUCUUGCACACUCACAAGCGCGAUGCUGUCAGGUGGCCCUACCUCUGCCUGCGCCGCUACGGCUAUGACUCCAACCUCUUCUCCUUCGAGAGCGGCCGUCGCUGCCAGACGGGGCAGGGGAUUUUUGCCUUCAAGUGUUCCAGAGCAGAGGAGAUCUUUAAUCUGCUGCAGGACCUGAUGCAGUGUAACAGUAUCAACGUGGUGGAAGAGCCUGUUGUCAUCACCAGGAACAGUCACCCCACGGAGCGGGAGCUCUCCCGGACCCCCCAGGCACCCAACAGUCUGGGGUACACUGUCCCAGGAUUUCCCAAUGGAUUUCACAGCUUCCCUGGAGAAACCCUAUCAUACUCCGCAGCCCGCCCCCCCUCCGUGAGCAGCCUGAGGCAUUCCUCGGUGGGCGAAGACUCGACUCAUGCCCUUAUUGGGCCCGAUGAGCAGUCCCACACCUACGUCAACACCGCCAAUGGUGAUCAGGAGCUGAGGGGCCGACACUGUAUGCACUCCUUGCCUGAAGUCCACCCUCCUUUCCCCCAUAGGAACCACAGCUGCUCCCUCGAAGACCGCAAUCCCCAGGUCUUUCUGCAGCCAGGGGAGGUUAAGUUCGUGUUAGGUCCCACGUCCGGCUACAGACGCGUCUGUCGGCACCACGGGGAGUGCAGAUCGCACUUCUGCCCCCCCAACAACAACAACGAGUGUGAGGAGGAGUGCCCUUCACCCCAGUGCGUCUAUGAGAACGUCAACGGCUUGCUGCCCCCCAGCACCUCCUCUCUCUGCCGGGGCGGGCGCUUGAAACUCACCCGGGAGGACGCGGGCUUACCGGGCUGCUCCCACCGCAGAACGGCGUUGCUGCACUAUGAGAACUUGCCGUCGCUGCCGCCGGUGUGGGAGUGCCAGCCGCUCCGGCGGGGGGAGGGGGGGGCGCCGCAGCCCGCCCCCCAUGAGGCCCGCCGGAUGGACUCCUACGCCGUCAUUGACCUAAAAAAGACAGCGGCCAUGUCCAGUUUGCAAAGGGCCCUGCCGAGAGAUGAUGGGACUUCGCGGAAAACUCGACAUAACAGCACUGACCUGCCUCUGUGA
Messenger RNA from Opisthocomus hoazin, 1212 nucleotides. The record is from RefSeq and is a predicted model, not a curated record. Lineage: Eukaryota; Metazoa; Chordata; Aves; Opisthocomiformes; Opisthocomidae.